AUGCACCAGGAGUUGGUGCUGCCGUAUUACACGGCGGAUUGCGACCAGGCGCGGGGGCUGAUGAACACGGCCAUGGGGCCACUGCAGCGCCAGCUCCGGGCCGGCGAGUACGAGAUCUUCCAGUACGCCCCUAUAUUCGAGAGCGACUUCAUACAGAUCAGCAAGCGUGGGGAGGUGGUGGACGUGCACAAUCGCGUCCGAGUGGUCACAGUGGGCGUGGCCUGCACCAGCCCCGCCCUCUUGGUGCCCAACGUGCUGCUGCUGGCCCGGCCCGUGGUCCACUCCGAGGCCAGCCGGGGCCGCAGGGGCCCCCCUGCCAAGGCACUAGAGCUCACCAG
Messenger RNA from Terrapene triunguis (Three-toed box turtle), 338 nucleotides. Its product is annotated as protein FAM71C-like. Lineage: Eukaryota; Metazoa; Chordata; Testudines; Emydidae. The record is from RefSeq and is a predicted model, not a curated record. The annotation marks the transcript as partial. The transcript is spliced from 2 exons. Gene Ontology annotation, cellular component: nucleus.